AUGCGGCAGCAGGCAUCACCGUGCCAUGCCAAAUGCAGAAAGGCAGUGAAGACAAUGGGCAUGAUCUAUGCAAGCGCUGUGCUCGUCUUCCUCUGUGUGGGCGGCGUGCAGGCGUGGCUUGGGCCUGGGCCGAGUUUCAGGCCGCAUGGGCUGCAACGCAAGGCAGCGGACGGAGGAUACCCAGACAUACCAGAGGAUGUCAGGGGGCCUGACGGCAUUCAGAGUGGUAUGCGGUCCAAGCUGAUUGAAGAGGCCAGGGCCAUGGGUGAUGAGGACACGCCAGUGUCUGCUGGCUUCGGCAACCCGUACCUGCUGGUCAUUGUGGUCGUCCUCGUGCUUGGAGUCGCCUCGUACUUCGAGCUUGGGCUUGACAAGGUGAAGACUGUCAACACCACGAACGCCCAAGACAAGGUGCUUUUACAAACUCGCGUUGUCGCGUCGACUUCAGCUUUCUCGCAAGCGUAUGACUUGCGCACAGUAUUGCAUGCCGAGUCCAGUGGAGGCAGGGUUGUUUGGAUCCCGCGAGCAAGGCAGAGUGUUUCCGAGCUGACAUGCGCCCCAACGAACUUUCGAUCUUUCUCUCGCCAGCUGGCCACUCCUUCGUCUGCAUGGCUGGACUUUCUCUACCGCCUGAAUGAUUUCUUGUCUCUCCUUGUAGGCAUGUUGAACGGUCCCGUCGGCAACAUGCAUCUUCAAACGUUUUGUGGCAUUCAUGCAUGCUGA
Symbiodinium sp. CCMP2456 is the source of this 723-nucleotide messenger RNA. The record is from the annotation of a GenBank genome assembly. NCBI's taxonomy places the organism in Eukaryota, Dinophyceae, Suessiales, Symbiodiniaceae.